This is a messenger RNA of Penicillium brasilianum, 939 nucleotides long. The record is from the annotation of a GenBank genome assembly. NCBI's taxonomy places the organism in Eukaryota, Fungi, Ascomycota, Eurotiomycetes, Eurotiales, Aspergillaceae.
AUGAGAGUGAAGAAAGUCGCCGAGCCUCGAGAUGGCGACCAGGCAUCAGACCAGAAACAAGAUCCCCUGGAGAGACGGCGGCUGCAGAACCGCCUCUCGCAAAGAAACCACCGCCGCAAGAUUAGAGAUCGCAUCGCCAAGCUCCAAGAACGGGUCAUCGCCAACGAACUCCGAGCAGCUUCCUCGCUGAACGGCUGGGAUCAGCCUCACUCCCUACCGCCUCUACUUAGGAACCGACAUGUAUUUCAGCACGAUAAUGCAUUGGGUCAUGGCACUUUAGAUACAUCCAUGUCUUCGACACAGUCUUUCUCCACGUUUGGCUCUCCCUGUGGCUUCUCGAUGGCAUCGUCCUGGCCCGGAGCUGCAGCACAGUCAUCUACUUUUCUCUCCGGAGACUCGACAUGGCUUUGGAAUAUCGAUACACCCCCAACGGACGCGGAAUAUUCGACCUCUACUGUUUAUGAUUUAAUGGGCAAUGGGUCAAAUCAAAUCCUCGUAGGGAAUAAUGAGGAGCAAACGUUGCCAGAAAUAUCAAGCACUGGUAGCCCACAUUCUCCCGGGAGCUUCGCGACUCCAACCAACCAGCCAUUAUACUACGCUGUGACCGAAACUGCAUUACCCCAAAUCCUUCAAGUCCUCAGCAACGCAUCUCCUCACUCCAAGAUCAUCGUUCUCGUCUCACCAGACUGGGUAUCGACUGGAGUUGAAAAUACUGUUCCAACAUCCUCUAUUGCAGAGAACAAUAGUUUGCAAGAACUUUCACAGCCACUAGGUAGUUCGCAAAGCAUCAUGUGUCAGCACCAGUCUCAUAUUACAGGGCCUACAAUGAACACAUCGGAUGCUAGGACAUGGUCAAAUCCAGCGACCUGGAGCCCCUGGGGAUGCCCAUCGAAGACAAAUAACACCAUUGGCGGAACCUCGUCAAGUGCGUGGAUAUGA